AUUUAAACGAACAGUUUCUAUGUUUGGGUGCCUAGUUUUUUGAAAUAUUUUCUGAGAAAAAGCUUGAUCCAAGUGAAACACCGGAUUUACCUUAAAUUCAACUACCGAGAUUUUUAAAAUGUAUUCUUCAUCCCUAAUGUAGUCUCCUGUAGUCUAUUACCCUUAAAUUAAUUGUCAAAUCUACCAAAAUUCGUUCGAUUGAGAGACCAAGCUUCCUGCACUGAACGAUAACAAUCUGAAAUCCUGCCAUUUUCUUCGAGAAGCGACUAAAAACAAAUACGAGCUUGUCACAACAUCAUUGAUUAUCGUAACUGAGUUUUAAAGCGCCAUAUUUGUGUUUUGUGUGUUAUGGCGUUGACUUUUACGAGCUCAGCUGAACCGUCGUUUGACUCUAUUAAUUUCUCCUAUGGACUCAGUAGACAACAAGAACGUAACAGGAAAAAGAAAUUAAGGAAGAAAGCUUCACUGAAGCGGCGUAGAGAGCUGAAAAACCAACCGCAUUCGUUAAAUGAGGUUUCAGACUGUCCUAAUGGAGUGCAUGAAGACGAGGAAAGUGACCCUGAACCAGAGGAUGAAAUUAUUGAGUUUCAAUAUAAAGGACCGUUCGAACGCUUUAAGUUGGCUGAUGACGAGGCAGAUUCUGUUCCCUCUAAACCAGUAUCACAUACUGACAUCAAUCUGAAGGCUCGUACUGCCGCACUUCUUGCCGAAGAGGCUUCAGCAAACGAAGCCAGGCGGCGUUUCCCAAGUCAAGAUCCUGAAUCGAAUAAAGGUUCACAGUCCAAAGUUGGUUCUGCAGGGGGUUUAGACUCAGGAUCUAAUGGGGUCGAGACACUAAGCAAGAAAAAGCUAAAGCGUCUCAACCGUCCUAGCGUUGCUGCACUUAAACAGAUGGUAGCACGUCCCGAUGUCAUCGAAAUGUGGGAUGUCUGUGCCAAAGAUCCACUUUUAUUAGCUUUCUUGAAGGCAUAUCGAAAUACUGUACCAGUUCCCAAACAUUGGUGUGCAAAAAGAAAAUAUUUACAGGGUAAACGUGGUUUCGAGAAACCUCCUUUUCGCCUACCCGACUUCAUUGCUCGCACAGGGAUUAUGGAGAUGCGACAAACGGUACAAGACAAAGAUUCUGACAAAACAUUGAAAACAAAAAUGCGUGAAAAAAUUCGUCCUAAAGUUGGAAAGGUGGAUAUCGAUUAUCACAAAUUGCACGAUGCUUUCUUUAAGUACCAAACCAAACCCAAACUAUCAAUUCAUGGCGAUCUUUAUUAUGAAGGGAAAGAAUUUGAAGUAAAACUGAAGGAGAAAAAGCCUGGUAAUAUGUCAGAUGAGCUUCGAAAUGCUCUAGGUUUACCGUCUGGCUCCGGUGCUGAGCGAUAUCCUCCACCAUGGUUGAUUGCUAUGCAACGGUAUGGUCCACCUCCUUCGUAUCCCAAUUUGAAGAUUCCCGGUCUAAAUGCUCCUAUUCCGGAUGGUUGUGCAUUUGGUUAUCACCCUGGCGGAUGGGGUAAACCUCCCGUGGAUGAGCUAGGACGUCCUGUUUAUGGAGAUGUGUUUGGAAAUGGAGGUAAUAUUGCCGGUGUACCACCACCACCACCCCCACCAACCACUUUUGAGGAUGCCGAUGAGCAAAUCGCUCAUGGAAAUAUCAGUUAUUGGGGCGAGUUGGAAUCUGAUGAGGAAUCUGAAGGCGAAGAUGGUGAUCAGGAUAUGGAUACGGACGAUGAGAGUGAUGAAGAUCAGGCAGCAGCAUCUGCGAUGGCUGAAAAUGAAGCCAAAAAGAUGCUUGUUACUUUGCCAAGUGCAGGAUCUAUUCCUCGACCAGUAGAUGUCGGUGGCCUAGUCACACCUGCUGGAGGAUUAAUAACACCUAGUGGUGUAUCCAGUGUUGGUGCUGGUUUAGAAACUCCACAAAGUAUGAUUGAACUACGUAAGAAAACUAUAGAAGAGGCAAUGGAAGAUAGUACUGGUUUGGUUACACCGUCCACUCAGUUGUAUCGUAUACUUCCUGAAACUGAAACUAAUUUACAACCUAAUGCACUUAUGGGUAGUACUAAAUUGUAUGAUGUGGCCGGUGUAACAGGUGCUCAGCGUGGAAUCGAAAUGAGCUAAAUAAAGGAAAACAUUCAACGCGAUAUUAUUUUGAAAAUGAUUGAAAAUUACCAAGAGAGUGUACCACAUUAUUUUUAGGCUUACUUAGAGAGGAUUGUUCAUUAAUACACAUUGUUUACAAUGUUAUUUAUUAUGUCAACUUUUUUCGCUUUACCUAAACUCUUUGUCUAGGCUGAAGAUCCUCGUGAACGUAUGUUACGUAAGCGCAUAGCAGGCACUGAAUCUCAGCAAGAUCAAAUUAGUGGAGUGAAAUCUGGCGGGGGUAGUGCAGUUUUAAGUAAUGCACCCGAGCCAACUGUUCCAUCCACAUCGAAAAAAUAUAAAGAAUUCAAGUUUUGAUGAAGUAAUAAAUAUGCAUUACAAAGAAAAAACACUUGUUAUUCAUCGCACUAUUACUGUUAGAAUAUGACAUGCGGCAACAGAAUAGAAAAGUGAUCAUAUCUUUCAGUUAACAUUUAUUUGUAAAUAUACAAAAACGUUUGAAUAGUUUUGAAAUAAUCCUAAUAAUAAACCUUAUUUAUAACAA
Schistosoma intercalatum is the source of this 2632-nucleotide messenger RNA. The record is from the annotation of a GenBank genome assembly. Lineage: Eukaryota; Metazoa; Platyhelminthes; Trematoda; Strigeidida; Schistosomatidae.